Cyphellophora europaea CBS 101466 is the source of this 660-nucleotide messenger RNA. RefSeq lists its product as uncharacterized. The record is from RefSeq and is a predicted model, not a curated record. Lineage: Eukaryota; Fungi; Ascomycota; Eurotiomycetes; Chaetothyriales; Cyphellophoraceae. Gene Ontology annotation, biological process: peptidyl-arginine methylation. Gene Ontology annotation, molecular function: protein-arginine omega-N monomethyltransferase activity. The transcript has a single exon. The coding region runs from base 1 to 660 and encodes 219 amino acids.
AUGUCACAGAAGAAGGUAUUUGUAGUCGAACACCUCGACCCCGAGCUGGGCCCCUGGUCUGGUCUCGAGUACAAGACCAUUGCCCAGGAGUCACGUGCAGCAGGUUGCGACUUCAUCCUGUCUUCUGUUCCAGCCUCGUUGCUGGCCAGUGACGAACUAAGGGAUGUAGGUGCAGACGCAAAAAUGGCAAGUGUCGAGGACUAUUUUGCUGCUCGUAAGGAUCGUAUCUGCCUCUUGGAUCCUCAAGCCUCACAAGAGCUCAGUCCCGCCGAUGCAUCGAACUUCGAUGUAUUUCUCUUCGGCGGCAUCCUUGGCGACGACCCCCCAAGAGACCGGACAAGCGAACUGCGAAAGAAGGGCUUCAACGGUCGUAGAUUGGGUCCAAAACAGAUGACCACAGAUACUGCCGUCAGAGUCACCCGCCUGGUCGUCCUGGAGCAGCAGAAACUUGAUGAUAUUUCGUAUGUUGACUUUCCAGAACUAAAGCUCGGCGAGCAUGAGUCCACGGAGAUGCCUUUCAGAUACGUCGUCGAUGGAUCUGGCAAGCCAAUCAUGCCAGAUGGUAUGAUAGACCUGAUCAAGGCCGAUGCCGACAAGGGAUUCGACCAGCUCGAUUUCGUGGAUGAGACAGAAGGCUUGGAAAACAUGACCGUCAAAUGA